AUGACGAGCAUCGCACCCGCCCGCCCAUCAUUAACAUCCAAUGAUUCGGCCGUCCUCCAAGCACUUUUCGAUGCCGAAUCUUCUCCAUCAUCAGGGAUUACAGUCGAUUCAUCUCUUCCCUCAUGGCCAACCGCUUUGGGAAUCUCGCAAGAAGAUCUAUCAUUGCUUAGCCAGCGCGAAACAGAAAUCAUCCGCAGGCUGCAAACCGCUGAACAACCAAGCGAAGAAACAGUCAAGUCCGCACUAAAUGAUUUCGACACACUUAUCAGCCAGUACCCAACUUAUCCUUCCGCAUACACAAAUCGAGCACAAACAUUUCGCCUUUUGAUCGAUAUCAUCCAAAAUACCCCCGAAAGCAAGAACCAUAAUGUCCAAGGCUCAAUCUCUGAACUAGACGAUGCAGUCCUCUUUUCACCUCAGACUUCGGAAUUAUCAUCUCGCAUUUUCUCCGAUCUAGGCCAAGCAAUUACCCUCGCUACGCCUGCUUCGCCCGCUGAUCCUGUAUCCUCUGUCCAAGGACGUCUCUUGGCUGAUGCACAUACGCAUCGUGGUUAUUUACUUCUCAAAGCUGCACGGGGAAAGAAGGUGCAGUCUGAUGAACAUGGGUCAGAUCUACCCGGUCCGGAGCGGUUGAGGGGACUUGGGGCUGAUGAACUCGAAGAAAUGGCUAGUCGGGAUUUCUUCUUUGGUGGUCGCUAUGGAAAUAAGGUGGCGCAACAGCUUUCUGUACAGACGAAUCCGUACGCAAAGAUGUGUGGGGCUAUUGUUAAAGAGGCGAUGAGGAAAGAGAUUGAAGGGUAA
Messenger RNA from Penicillium antarcticum, 801 nucleotides. It is a transcript of the gene hmgX, whose product is annotated as protein hmgX. Bases 1 to 801 code for a protein of 266 amino acids. The transcript has a single exon. The record is from RefSeq and is a predicted model, not a curated record. Gene Ontology annotation, biological process: cilium assembly. NCBI's taxonomy places the organism in Eukaryota, Fungi, Ascomycota, Eurotiomycetes, Eurotiales, Aspergillaceae.